Messenger RNA from Labrus bergylta (ballan wrasse), 4924 nucleotides. It is a transcript of the gene plekhg5b, whose product is annotated as pleckstrin homology domain containing, family G (with RhoGef domain) member 5b. Lineage: Eukaryota; Metazoa; Chordata; Actinopteri; Labriformes; Labridae. Gene Ontology annotation, molecular function: guanyl-nucleotide exchange factor activity. The record is from RefSeq and is a predicted model, not a curated record. Gene Ontology annotation, biological process: Rho protein signal transduction; endothelial cell migration. Gene Ontology annotation, cellular component: plasma membrane; endocytic vesicle; axon.
GGACUGCAUGCAUAGAUGGUGCCAAACAAGUGGACCAUGAAUUCAGUUCUGCACAAAUCGCCACCAAGGAGCUGGCUCGGGCUCAGAUUACGCCUCAAUGACAAGCCCGUCCAGGAGGAGGACUGGGUGGUGUGCCAGCACCCUGAGUGUCCCGAGCGCCGGAGGGCCUCUAAGGUGUGCCACCACCCAGACUGCCAAGACCUGAACAGCAAAAGCCCCCUUCACCUGUGUGAGUCAUGUGACUCACGCUUCCAUUCAGAGAACACAGACAACAUGCACUUUGACCGGCACCCCCGAUUUGACUUACAACCUCAAGCCUCCAUCCUGGCUCGAAACGUGUCCACGCGCUCCUGUCCCCCGCGCACCAGCCCCCCCUCCGACCUGGAGGAAGAGGAUGAGGGGAGCAACGACCGUGGGGAGCGUAAAACAGGGGGGAUGAAGUUGGUGAAAAAGAAGCCACGGAGACGACACACUGAUGACCCCAGCAAGGAGUGCUUCAGCCUCAAGUUCGAUCUCAACGUGGACAUAAACACAGAAAUUGUACCUGCAAUGAAAAAGAAAACACUGAGAGAGGUGCUGGGUCCGGUGUUUGAGAGGAACGGCAUCGAGCUGUCCCGGGUCGACUUGUUCCUGGAUCAGUCCAACACGCCGCUGUCCCUCAAUUUCGAGGCCUACCGUUUCGGAGGACACUACCUCAAAGUCAAAGCACGGGCAGGUGAUGAGCUGAAGGUGGAGCAGAGUGUGAAGGACAUGCGGUCUCUCAGUCUGCCCAACAUGAAGCCGUCAGCGGGUCAGAGCCCCUACAUCCUCAACCCGGGCACUGAGAAGGUGGAGCACGGAUCACUGGGACGCAAAGAAAGCAUAGAUCUGUUGGGACAGGCGCGGCGGAGGAAGAACAUGACUGAAUUCCUCGGGGAACCGAAUAUUCCCACCCCCGAUACUCUGGGACAGAUCGGCGGCUCUCUGCCCGGCAUCGGCGCGGGACCCGACAACUGGAAGAACCGCGCCGCCAGCCGCUUCAGUGGCUUCUUCGGCUCCAACACAGGACUCUUUGGCAAGGAGCUGGACCGUCUGGAGCAGCUCCAGAGCAAGCUGCACACCUACACGCAGUGUGGUUUUCCCAAGGUGCCGCGGCAGCUCUCCUUCCACCAGGACUCGUGGGAGGAGGAGAAGGUGGAGGAGACCAACCUGGUGAUGGAGGACAGUUGGCAGAAGCUGCUGGACAACUCGGAGACUGUACUGACAAGGCGACAGUUCCACCAGCAGGAGGCGAUAUGGGAGCUGCUGCACACAGAGGCCACAUACAUAAAGAAACUGAGAGUCAUCACUGAUCUGUUCCUGAGUGGGCUGCUGAACCUGCAGGAGAGCGGCCUGCUGACGGAGGUGGAGCCCUCCAAGAUGUUCAGCAACAUCCAGGAGAUCAUCUGCCUCCACACGUCCCUGUGGAACCAGGUCAUGCUGCCGGUCCUGGAGAAGGCGAGGCGGGCCCGGGCUCUGCUCGACCCCACAGACCUGCACCACGGCUUCAAGACGUUCGGCUCCAGGUUCCAGCCGUACAUCCGUUACUGUAUGGAGGAGGAGGGCUGCAUGGAGUACAUGCGAACACUUCUCAGGGACAACGAGCUCUUCAGGACCUACGUCACGUGGGCGGAGACUGAUAAGAAGUGUAACCGUCUGAAGCUGGCCGACAUGCUGGCAAAGCCUCACCAGAGACUCACCAAAUAUCCACUCCUGCUGAAGAGCAUACUCAAGAAGACGGACGAGCCGUCCGCACGAGACAUCGUCAACAGCAUGGUGGCUGCAGUCGAGGGCUUCAUCAACAGCGUGGACUCUCAGAUGCGACAGCGUCAGGAGCGACAGAAGCUGGCCACCAUCUCUGCCCGCAUUGACUCCUACGAGGCUGUAGAGGGCAGCAGUGAGGAGGUGGAGAAGAUCCUUAAGGAGUACAACCGCUUCGACCUGAUGGCUCCCAUGAGAGGAACGUCACCGGAGGAGACCCGACAGCUGCAUCUGGAGGGAGCGCUGAGGAUGAAAGAGGGCAAAGACAGUCGGAUGGACGUCCACUGUGUCCUCUUCACUGACCUGCUGCUGAUAACGAAGCCUGUGAAAAAAGUGGAGAAAAUCAAGAUCAUCCGGCAGCCUCUCCUCAUUCACAACGUCGUCUGUAAGGAGCUCAAAGACCCCGGCUCGUUCAUCCUCAUCUACCUCAACGAGUUCAAGAGUGCCGUGGCUGCCUACACUUUCCAAGCCAACAGCGCCACCCAGGGGCGAAGCUGGAUCGAUGCAAUCUGCAACGUCCAGAAUCAGCUCCAGAGGCUCCGCACUGAGGAGAUCCUCCGACAGAAGAACAGACUGAAGAGAUGUUCUGACCGACUGGAGGAAGAGGACGAGGAGGGAGAAGAGAGCAGCAACUCCACUGCCAGUUCCCCAUGUCUGACGCACAAAGUGCAGCCCAACUCAAGUCAAUCGGACGGCUCCACAGAGACUCUGUCAGUGAUGGACAUCGAUGAACCAGGAGGUCUUCAGCAACCUCCCGCCGCCAACAUGAACCUGCAGGGAGCCGAUAAAACGGACUCUGAUGAAUCUUCUCCCCUUUCUGAAAGCUCUGAGGUCCAACAGUCUCACAGAGUCCACUCCAACGUUUACUCGGAGACGGGGCCGGACGGCGAGGAGCUGGACCCCCAGUGUCGCUCCCUCUCCAUGGACAGCGCCUACGGGACCCUCUCCCCCGAGUCCCUCCUGAGAGAACUCCAGCCUCAGCCGGGUCAGAGCGAAGGAGAGGAGACGGAGGAGGAGGAAGACGGAGGAUUAGAGGAGGCUGAUGAGGAGAAGGAGGAUGAGGAGGAGGAGGAUGCGGCCUCGCUGGGGUCUCAACUGUCUGUAAUCCAGUCGUCUAAACCUCGGCGGCGGCCUCACGUUCAGCCCCGUCCUCACUGCCUCCAGAGGCUGUCCACUCUGACUUUAUCCCGCUCCGAGGACAACCUGCUGCAGCGUCUCUACGGAAAGACCUUCACCCACAAAUACUCACUCAGCGACGAGCCUCAGGACCAAUCAGAACACAGGGACACAAACUCGUCACCUCUCGUACACAGUAAAAGCAUGUUGGAGCUCGGGAAGAACUGCCUGGAGAUUUUCUCCAGCGACCUCGACCAGUCAGACGACAGCCUGAGUGUUAGCAUGCCCACUGACAAACUGUGUGCCACCCUGAGGAGGGCGGAGGCCAGACGGGGGCAAAGGGCAGCUGCAGGACCAACAGGGAGUAACACCAGCUCUGACGGGGAAACGGCUCCAUCUGGUGGGCUCGAUAGGAAAAAGGAGUCAACAGCCACCAGUGAUUCAGGGGAAAUGUCACCAAAGAAGAGGAAGUCACAGGCUCAGCAGCACAAGAAGCUAACGCUGGCUCAGCUGUACAGGAUACGCACCACUCUGGUCCUCAACUCCACCCUCACUGCAUCGGAGGUAUAACCGCUCCAGCUGACGGUGGAAAUAAAGGAACAACACUUGUUUUGCUUCGAUGGACUGAAAUAGUUGAGACACAAAUGCACUCUCUCUCUUGCGGCCCUCUCCCUUCCUGUUGGUGUUUUGGACACUGAUCGUACCACUUUUGCAUUUGGACAACAACAAUCCUAUUUUGUGCUGUUGCAUUGGUUUCUGAUUUUUUUUUUGGAUUGGAAGGGAGAGGCGGAGAGACACAGUAACUGCUUGCACUUUGCAACGGAAGUAGCAUAAAAGGAGGAGGAGGAGGAGGAGGAGGAGGAGCUGGGACUUUCUAAAUGUGGACCAUCCCUGCACUCUGAACCGGAGAGGAGCUGAAAUCUGCAUCCCCCUCCGAAACCUCAAAAACGAGGGACGCUAAGACUUGAAAACGCUCUCUCUACACGAGGAAAAAACAGCACCCGGGACUUCCUCCUAAUAUUUGUACUGCUCCCGGUUUUGCUUCAAGAAAAGAAAAAAAAAUUGCACAGUUAUCUUUGUUAAGUAGAAGAAUCACUAAAAAAAAGGAGUGAACUUACAUUAACAGUCACGAUGAAUUUGAGUUAAUUAUUGGUUUGUGUACAGACGUGUGUGUGUUUGAAUGUGAAUGUGUGAAUGAAUGGGAAAAAAAAAGGUCCUUUAAUUCCUGACUGAACCAAAACUGAUUCACCAUCUCCUGUGAGCAUGCUAGCACACCCAAAGAAUAAAGACCUACAGAGCAGAAAGAAGACAAAGUGCACCCAAAGACACAGACUGAUGCCCCUUGAUACGUGGAGCUACUAUAUCUGAAUAAUGACUGAAAACGGUUGCAUUAAGGUUUUUUGUGGGGGGAUUUUCCUGCACUAUUCACACCCUGGCAUGAGUGUAUUUUCUCUCCCGAGGCCCUAAAUGUUUCAAACCGCUCGCACAAAGUGUACAUGUCACACCCCCCCAGUCAGAGUAAAAAAGAACAAGUUUUGGAGCACGUUUUGCAUUUCUCGUCUUUCUUUGUGAUGGUGACACUAACAAGAGGUUGAACAAAAAAAACAAACAGUUUGGGUUGAUCGUUUGUACCGAAUGAAUCUGCAGAGCUGCUUUUUUCACCCAGGAGAUCGUAACAUUUCUCAGAUCAGUGAUUUCUCUCUUCCAAACAUCGGCAAACCAAAAUAGGUUAACUCUGUUUACUUCUUUAGUUUUUUUUGUUUAAGUGUAAUAUUUAUUAUGCCUGCUAUGUUUUAUAUAUAUAAGAUAUUGUUUAUAUUAUUUGCUUCCAUCAUCUGUACAUUCUUUUUUGUUGUCGAUGUAGUCUUAAUUAUUUUUGCCAGGCAUGAAUGUGCUAUGAACCAAAAUCAUGACUUUAAAAGUGUCUUACAGAAAUAAAAGAGGCUGAAAUACAUUACGGUCCCUCUUCUGAUGGUUUCAUCCGUUGUGCUGUGAGCGGAGUGUGAAUGAUAUUAAAAAAAAAAAAAAA